AUGAUCAAGGCAGAAGAAGAGGAGUUUGUGUCAGUGGAGGGAGAGGAGCAGGUCAAGGAGGGAGAGGAGCAGGUCAAGGAGGGAGAGGAGCAGGCCAAGAAGGGAGAGGAUCAGAUCAGGAAGGGAGAGGAGCAGGUCAAGGAGGGAGAGGAGCAGGUCAAGAAGGGAGAGGAUCAGAUCAAGGAGGGAGAGGAGCAGGUCAAGGAGGGAGAGGAGCAGGCCAAGAAGGGAGAGGAUCAGAUCAAGAAGGGAGAGGAGCAGAUCAAGGAGGGAGAGGAGCAGGCCAAGAAGGGAGAGGAUCAGAUCAAGAAGGGAGAGGAGCAGGUCAAGGAGGGAGAGGAGCAGGUCAAGGAGGGAGAGGAGCAGGUCAAGAAGGGAGAGGAGCAGGUCAAGGAGGGAGAGGAGCAGGUCAAGAAGGGAGAGGGGCAGGUCAAGAGGGAGAGGAGCAGGAGGGAGAGGAGCAGGUCAAGGAGGAGAGGAGCAGGUCAAGGAGGGAGGAGCAGGUCAAGGAGGGAGAGGAGCAGGUCAAGGGGAAGAGCAGGUCAAGGAGGGAGAGGAGCAGGUCAAGGAGGGAGAGAGGAGCAGGUCAAGGAGGGAAGAGAGGAGCAGGUCAAGGAAGGGAGAGGAGCAGGUCAAGGAGGGAGAGGAGCAGGUCAAGAAGGGAGAGGACAAGGAGGAGAGGAGCAGGUCAAGGAGGGAGAGGAGCAGGUCAAGGAGGGAAGGAGCAGGGAGAGGAGCAGGUCAAGGAGGGAGAGGAGCAGGUCAAGAAGGGAGAGGAGCAGGUCAAGGAGGGAGAGGAGCAGGUCAGAAGGGAGAGGACAGGCCAAGGAGGAGGAGCAGGCCAAGAAGGGAGAGGAUCAGAUCAAGAAGGGAGAGGAGCAGGUCAAGGAGGGAGAGGAGCAGGUCAAGGAGGGAGAGGAGCAGGCCAAGAAGGGAGAGGAUCAGAUCAAGAAGGGAGAGGAGCAGGUCAAGGAGGGAGAGGAGCAGGUCAAGGAGGGAGAGGAGCAGGUCAAGAAUGGAGAGGAGCAGGUCAAGGAGGGAGAGGAGCAGGUCAAGGAGGGAGAGGAGCAGGUCAAGAAGGGAGAGGAGCAGGUCAAGGAGGGAGAGGAGCAGGCCAAGAAGGGAGAGGAUCAGAUCAAGAAGGGAGAGGAGCAGGUCAAGGAGGGAGAGGAGCAGGUCAAGGAGGGAGAGGAGCAGGUCAAGAAUGGAGAGGAGCAGGUCAAGGAGGGAGAGGAGCAGGUCAAGAAGGGAGAGGAUCAGAUCAAGGAGGGAGAGGAGCAGGUCAAGGAGGGAGAGGAGCAGGCCAAGAAGGGAGAGGAUCAGAUCAAGAAGGGAGAGGAGCAGGUCAAGGAGGGAGAGGAGCAGGUCAAGGAGGGAGAGGAGCAGGUCAAGAAGGGAGAGGAUCAGAUCAAGGAGGGAGAGGAGCAGGCCAAGAAGGGAGAGGAUCAGAUCAAGAAGGGAGAGGAGCAGGUCAAGGAGGGAGAGGAGCAGGUCAAGGAGGGAGAGGAGCAGGUCAAGAAUGGAGAGGAGCAGGUCAAGGAGGGAGAGGAGCAGGUCAAGAAGGGAGAGGGGCAGGUCAAGAAGGGAGAGGAGCAGGUCAAGGAGGGAGAGGAGCAGGUCAAGGAGGGAGAGGAGCAGGUCAAGGAGGGAGAGGAGCAGGUCAAGGAGGGAGAGGAGCAGGUCAAGGAGGGAGAGGAGCAGGCCAAGGAGGGAGAGGAGCAGGUCAAGGAGGGAGAGGAGCAGGUCAAGGAGGGAGAGGAGCAGGUCAAGAAGGGAGAGGAGCAGGUCAAGGAGGGAGAGGAGCAGGUCAAGGAGGGAGAGGAGCAGGUCAAGGAGGGAGAGGAGCAGGUCAAGGAGGGAGAGGAGCAGGUCAAGAAGGGAGAGGAGCAGGUCAAGGAGGGAGAGGAGCAGGCCAAGGAGGGAGAGGAGCAGGUCAAGAAGGGAGAGGAGCAGGUCAAGGAGGGAGAGGAGCAGGUCAAGAAGGGAGAGGGGCAGGUCAAGAAGGGAGAGGAGCAGGUCAAGGAGGGAGAGGAGCAGGUCAAGAAGGGAGAGGGGCAGGUCAAGAAGGGAGAGGAGCAGGUCAAGGAGGGAGAGGAGCAGGUCAAGAAUGGAGAGGAGCAGGUCAAGGAGGGAGAGGAGCAGGUCAAGAAGGGAGAGGGGCAGGUCAAGAAGGGAGAGGAGCAGGUCAAGGAGGGAGAGGAGCAGGUCAAGGAGGGAGAGGAGCAGGCCAAGAAGGGAGAGGAUCAGAUCAGGAAGGGAGAGGAGCAGGUCAAGGAGGGAGAGGAGCAGGUCAAGAAGGGAGAGGAUCAGAUCAAGGAGGGAGAGGAGCAGGUCAAGGAGGGAGAGGAGCAGGCCAAGAAGGGAGAGGAUCAGAUCAAGAAGGGAGAGGAGCAGGUCAAGGAGGGAGAGGAGCAGGUCAAGGAGGGAGAGGAGCAGGUCAAGAAGGGAGAGGAUCAGAUCAAGGAGGGAGAGGAGCAGGCCAAGAAGGGAGAGGAUCAGAUCAAGAAGGGAGAGGAGCAGGUCAAGGAGGGAGAGGAGCAGGUCAAGGAGGGAGAGGAGCAGGUCAAGAAUGGAGAGGAGCAGGUCAAGGAGGGAGAGGAGCAGGUCAAGAAGGGAGAGGGGCAGGUCAAGAAGGGAGAGGAGCAGGUCAAGGAGGGAGAGGAGCAGGUCAAGGAGGGAGAGGAGCAGGUCAAGGAGGGAGAGGAGCAGGUCAAGGAGGGAGAGGAGCAGGUCAAGGAGGGAGAGGAGCAGGCCAAGGAGGGAGAGGAGCAGGUCAAGGAGGGAGAGGAGCAGGUCAAGGAGGGAGAGGAGCAGGUCAAGAAGGGAGAGGAGCAGGUCAAGGAGGGAGAGGAGCAGGUCAAGGAGGGAGAGGAGCAGGUCAAGGAGGGAGAGGAGCAGGUCAAGGAGGGAGAGGAGCAGGUCAAGAAGGGAGAGGAGCAGGUCAAGGAGGGAGAGGAGCAGGCCAAGGAGGGAGAGGAGCAGGUCAAGAAGGGAGAGGAGCAGGUCAAGGAGGGAGAGGAGCAGGUCAAGAAGGGAGAGGGGCAGGUCAAGAAGGGAGAGGAGCAGGUCAAGGAGGGAGAGGAGCAGGUCAAGAAGGGAGAGGGGCAGGUCAAGAAGGGAGAGGAGCAGGUCAAGGAGGGAGAGGAGCAGGUCAAGAAUGGAGAGGAGCAGGUCAAGGAGGGAGAGGAGCAGGUCAAGAAGGGAGAGGGGCAGGUCAAGAAGGGAGAGGAGCAGGUCAAGGAGGGAGAGGAGCAGGUCAAGGAGGGAGAGGAGCAGGCCAAGAAGGGAGAGGAUCAGAUCAGGAAGGGAGAGGAGCAGGUCAAGGAGGGAGAGGAGCAGGUCAAGAAGGGAGAGGAUCAGAUCAAGGAGGGAGAGGAGCAGGUCAAGGAGGGAGAGGAGCAGGCCAAGAAGGGAGAGGAUCAGAUCAAGAAGGGAGAGGAGCAGGUCAAGGAGGGAGAGGAGCAGGUCAAGGAGGGAGAGGAGCAGGUCAAGAAGGGAGAGGAUCAGAUCAAGGAGGGAGAGGAGCAGGCCAAGAAGGGAGAGGAUCAGAUCAAGAAGGGAGAGGAGCAGGUCAAGGAGGGAGAGGAGCAGGUCAAGGAGGGAGAGGAGCAGGUCAAGAAUGGAGAGGAGCAGGUCAAGGAGGGAGAGGAGCAGGUCAAGAAGGGAGAGGGGCAGGUCAAGAAGGGAGAGGAGCAGGUCAAGGAGGGAGAGGAGCAGGUCAAGGAGGGAGAGGAGCAGGUCAAGGAGGGAGAGGAGCAGGUCAAGGAGGGAGAGGAGCAGGUCAAGGAGGGAGAGGAGCAGGCCAAGGAGGGAGAGGAGCAGGUCAAGGAGGGAGAGGAGCAGGUCAAGGAGGGAGAGGAGCAGGUCAAGAAGGGAGAGGAGCAGGUCAAGGAGGGAGAGGAGCAGGUCAAGGAGGGAGAGGAGCAGGUCAAGGAGGGAGAGGAGCAGGUCAAGGAGGGAGAGGAGCAGGUCAAGAAGGGAGAGGAGCAGGUCAAGGAGGGAGAGGAGCAGGCCAAGGAGGGAGAGGAGCAGGUCAAGAAGGGAGAGGAGCAGGUCAAGGAGGGAGAGGAGCAGGUCAAGAAGGGAGAGGGGCAGGUCAAGAAGGGAGAGGAGCAGGUCAAGGAGGGAGAGGAGCAGGUCAAGAAGGGAGAGGGGCAGGUCAAGAAGGGAGAGGAGCAGGUCAAGGAGGGAGAGGAGCAGGUCAAGAAUGGAGAGGAGCAGGUCAAGGAGGGAGAGGAGCAGGUCAAGAAGGGAGAGGGGCAGGUCAAGAAGGGAGAGGAGCAGGUCAAGGAGGGAGAGGAGCAGGUCAAGGAGGGAGAGGAGCAGGUCAAGAAGGGAGAGGAUCAGAUCAAGGAGGGAGAGGAGCAGGUCAAGGAGGGAGAGGAGCAGGCCAAGAAGGGAGAGGAUCAGAUCAAGAAGGGAGAGGAGCAGGUCAAGGAGGGAGAGGAGCAGGUCAAGAAGGGAGAGGAGCAGGUCAAGGAGGGAGAGGAGCAGGUCAAGGAGGGAGAGGAGCAGGUCAAGGAGGGAGAGGAGCAGGUCAAGGAGGGAGAGGAGCAGGCCAAGGAGGGAGAGGAGCAGGUCAAGAAGGGAGAGGAUCAGAUCAAGAAGGGAGAGGAGCAGGUCAAGGAGGGAGAGGAGCAGGUCAAGAAGGGAGAGGAUCAGAUCAAGAAGGGAGAGGAGCAGGUCAAGGAGGGAGAGGAGCAGGCCAAGGAGGGAGAGGAGCAGGUCAAGAAGGGAGAGGAGCAGGUCAAGGAGGGAGAGGAGCAGGUCAAGAAUGGAGAGGAGCAGGUCAAGGAGGGAGAGGAGCAGGUCAAGAAGGGAGAGGGGCAGGUCAAGAAGGGAGAGGAGCAGGUCAAGGAGGGAGAGGAGCAGGUCAAGGAGGGAGAGGAGCAGGUCAAGGAGGGAGAGGAGCAGGUCAAGGAGGGAGAGGAGCAGGCCAAGGAGGGAGAGGAGCAGAUCAAGAAGGGAGAGGAUCAGAUCAAGAAGGGAGAGGAGCAGGUCAAGGAGGGAGAGGAGCAGGUCAAGGAGGGAGAGGAGCAGGUCAAGGAGGGAGAGGAGCAGGUCAAGAAUGGAGAGGAGCAGGUCAAGGAGGGAGAGGAGCAGGUCAAGAAGGGAGAGGGGCAGGUCAAGAAGGGAGAGGAGCAGGUCAAGGAGGGAGAGGAGCAGGUCAAGGAGGGAGAGGAGCAGUUCAAGGAGGGAGAGGAGCAGGUCAAGGAGGGAGAGGAGCAGGCCAAGGAGGGAGAGGAGCAGGUCAAGAAGGGAGAGGAUCAGAUCAAGAAGGGAGAGGAGCAGGUCAAGGAGGGAGAGGAGCAGGUCAAGGAGGGAGAGGAGCAGGCCAAGGAGGGAGAGGAGCAGGUCAAGAAGGGAGAGGAGCAGGUCAAGGAGGGAGAGGAGCAGAUCAAGGUAUUAUGA
Knipowitschia caucasica is the source of this 5412-nucleotide messenger RNA. Lineage: Eukaryota; Metazoa; Chordata; Actinopteri; Gobiiformes; Gobiidae. The record is from the annotation of a GenBank genome assembly.